This is a messenger RNA of Tigriopus californicus, 2162 nucleotides long. RefSeq names its product ATP-dependent RNA helicase DDX55-like. NCBI's taxonomy places the organism in Eukaryota, Metazoa, Arthropoda, Copepoda, Harpacticoida, Harpacticidae. The record is from RefSeq and is a predicted model, not a curated record. Bases 189 to 2057 code for a protein of 622 amino acids. Gene Ontology annotation, cellular component: nucleolus. Gene Ontology annotation, molecular function: ATP binding; nucleic acid binding. The transcript is spliced from 10 exons.
GUGUGUUUGUUGUUUUUGUGUAGACUGAGCAAGGUGAGCUUGAGCGGCUGGUUCCACAUGUGAUGGUGGGUUGUCCGAUAGCUAAAUAAAGUUUACACUCUCGCGAAAUCAAUCGGGGCUGGCUUCGCUACGGACUCACGAGUUUAUGUGUUUUUCGAAGUCUACCCGUUUCUUUAGUCUAACGAACGAUGAGUGGCGGUAACGCCCCCACGACUUGGACCAGUCUGCGUCCCGCUUUGAAUCCGGCUGUGCUGCUCACAUUAUCACGUAUGAAGUUCUCUACCAUGACACCCGUUCAGGCCACUUCGAUUCCCUUGUUUUUGGCCAAGAAAGACGUGGCGGCCGAGGCUGUGACCGGUAGUGGCAAGACACUGGCCUUUGUGGUGCCUUUGUUGCACACGCUGUUGUCUCUAGAGAGCCCACCGAAGAAACACGAUGUGGGAGGCAUCAUUAUUAGUCCGACUAGAGAAUUGGCCUCUCAGAUAAGUGAGGUCAUUGAAGAGUUUUUGCAAGAGAGCAAAUCCAUAACUCAAUUAUUGUUGAUUGGGGGCAAGCCGUUAGAGACGGAUCUCAGCCUGUUCGAAGAGAAAGGCGCCAAUAUCAUCGUGGCCACUCCGGGUCGUUUGGAAGAUAUCCUUAGUGGGAAAUCCAAAAGUGUGCCUACAGCAUUGAGAAAUGGAAUCAAAGCUUUGGAGAUCUUGGUUUUGGACGAGGCCGAUCGAUUGUUAAGCCUCGGGUUUGAAGCCUCUAUCAGUAGCAUUUUGUCGUUGCUGCCGAAACAAAGGCGCACCGGUUUGUUUUCCGCCACCCAAACUAAGGAUGUUGAAAAACUGAUACGCGCGGGACUGAGGAAUCCGGUUUUGAUUUCGGUGAAAGAGAAAGAUCAACCAAACAGUACGGAACGGACCCCAAGCACGUUGGCCAAUUAUUACAUCAUCAACGAGCCCCGUGACAAAUUUGCCAACUUGGUUAAUUUUCUAAGCGAUCCUCUGCGCGAAUCUGAAAAACUCAUGGUGUUCUUUGCUACUUGUGCUUGUGUCGAGUACUUUUCCAUUAUCCUUGAGCGACUUUUGAAGCAAUUGAAAAUAUUUGCCAUUCACGGCAAAAAAUCCAAGCGUCAUAGGGUGUUUGAGGAUUUCCGUAAGGCUCCCACAGGUCUAUUAGUAUGCACAGACGUGAUGGCGAGGGGAAUCGACAUCCCCGAGGUGAACUGGGUGCUGCAAUUUGAUCCUCCCUCUAAUGCCGAGGCUUUCGUCCAUCGCUGUGGAAGAACCGCGAGGAUUGGUCAUGCAGGCACUGCUGUUCUGUUUUUUCUUCCAACGGAGGAUGCCUAUGUCGACUUUAUUAUCAUAAAUCAGAAGGUUACUCUCAAGGAAAUGCCGGCUCCGCGCUUUCAAAACAAAAGCAACCUUGUUUCGCAACUCCGUGAUUGGCAGAAAAAUGACCGGACCGUUUUUGACCUGGCGAAUCGGGCGUUCGUCUCAUUUGUACAAGCAUAUUCCAAGCACGAAUGCAAGUAUGUUCUUCGCCUCAAAGAUUUUCCUUUCGGUGAAUUGGCCAUGGCAUUUGGUCUUCUGAAGAUGCCGCGUAUGCCCGAGCUGAAAUCGGUCAGGAUUCAAGGAUUUUCUAAGGGUCAGCACCAUCUGAACGAGAUCAAAUACAAAGACAAACUCAAGGAAAAAGCAAGACAGGAGAAAUUGAAGGUCUUUCAAGAGACUGGGUCUUGGCCUGGCAUGAAGAAAGGACCCACUGCCAUCAGAAAUCCAAGCACCCAAGCUUGGUCUAAUAAAGUGGACCAGAAAGUUCAGAAGCAGUUGCGAGCCAAGAAGAAACAGUUGAAAAAGCGGAAAGGACACGAGAAGGAUGACAAUGACCAGCCAAGCUCUGAGAGUAGAUUUAGUGAAGGCCCAUGCACGUCACAAGACGACAUCGACGAGUUAGAAAUGGACUACAAGAUGCUCAAGAAAAUACGAAGGGGCAAGAUGAGCAAGGAAGAAUUUGAUAAGGAAAUCGAUUUGGACAUCGAUUUGGACCCGACUGAAACCAACACGGAAUGAAUGAGCCCUUCUUUUGUUCUAAGGUGGCUUGAUGGCUUGGCUGUGAUUUGGAAUGAUCAUCGUUUUUGGUUGGUUACAUGAAAUACAAUUCUGAGAACCUCUUAA